Equus quagga is the source of this 1236-nucleotide messenger RNA. RefSeq names its product membrane associated ring-CH-type finger 4 (gene MARCHF4). The transcript has 4 exons. Gene Ontology annotation, biological process: protein ubiquitination. Lineage: Eukaryota; Metazoa; Chordata; Mammalia; Perissodactyla; Equidae. Gene Ontology annotation, molecular function: ubiquitin-protein transferase activity; zinc ion binding. The record is from RefSeq and is a predicted model, not a curated record. The coding region runs from base 1 to 1236 and encodes 411 amino acids.
AUGCUGAUGCCCCUGAGUGGGCUGCUCUGGUGGUGGUGGUGGUGCUGCUGCUGUGCCUGGUACCCCUGUGGAUUGUGCGCCCCGGCUCCCCAGAUGUUGCGCCACCAGGGUCUCCUCAAGUGCCGCUGCCGCAUGCUCUUCAAUGACCUGAAGGUUUUCCUACUGCGGCGCCCCCCUCCAGCGCCCCUGCCCAUGCACGGCGACCCCCAGCCCCCCGGUUUGGCGGCCAACAACAACACCCUUCCGGCUCUGGGUGCCGGGGGGUGGGCAGGCUGGAGGGGCCCUCGAGAAGGGGUGGGCAGGGAGACCCCUCCUCUGCCACCUCCUCCACCUUUGCCACCCUCUGUGGAAGAUGACUGGGGUGGAACAACCACAGAGCCACCUGCCUCACUGUUCAGCAGUGCCUCCUCAGAUGACUUCUGUAAGGGGAAGCCUGAAGAUCGCUACUCACUGGGCAGCAGCCUGGACAGUGGUAUGAGGACCCCGCUCUGCCGCAUCUGUUUCCAGGGGCCAGAACAGGGGGAGCUGCUGAGCCCGUGCCGCUGUGAUGGCUCAGUCAAAUGCACGCACCAGCCUUGCCUCAUCAAGUGGAUCAGCGAGCGGGGCUGCUGGAGCUGCGAGCUGUGCUACUACAAGUACCACGUCAUUGCCAUAAGCACAAAGAAUCCUCUGCAGUGGCAGGCCAUCUCUCUGACAGUCAUCGAGAAGGUUCAGAUUGCAGCUGCCAUCUUGGGUUCCCUCUUCCUCAUCGCUAGUAUCUCUUGGCUCAUCUGGUCGACCUUCAGUCCCUCGGCAAAAUGGCAGCGCCAAGACCUCCUCUUCCAGAUCUGCUACGGGAUGUAUGGAUUCAUGGACGUGGUGUGCAUAGGUCUCAUCAUCCACGAGGGACCCUCCGUGUACCGCAUCUUUAAACGGUGGCAAGCUGUCAACCAGCAGUGGAAAGUGCUGAACUAUGACAAGACAAAAGACCUGGAGGAUCAAAAGUCAGGAGGCAGGACAAACCCCCGGACCUCCUCAUCCACCCAGGCCAAUGCCCCUGCCUCAGAAGAGGAGGCCACGGGCACCCCUGCCCCUGAGGAAGGCCCUGCCCGGGCAGCCAGCCACCCCUCAGGCCCUCUCUCCGAUCACCACUGUGCUUACACCAUCCUGCACAUCUUGAGUCACUUACGACCUCAUGAACAGCGGACCCCCCAGGGCGGCAGCCGAGAGCUCGUCAUGAGGGUCACGACAGUGUGA